This is a messenger RNA of Ylistrum balloti, 2429 nucleotides long. Its product is annotated as casein kinase II subunit beta. The transcript is spliced from 7 exons. Gene Ontology annotation, molecular function: protein kinase regulator activity. Gene Ontology annotation, cellular component: cytoplasm; protein kinase CK2 complex. The coding region runs from base 103 to 768 and encodes 221 amino acids. The record is from RefSeq and is a predicted model, not a curated record. NCBI's taxonomy places the organism in Eukaryota, Metazoa, Mollusca, Bivalvia, Pectinida, Pectinidae.
CAACCGGAUGUGAAAAACAGACACAGUUCUCUCACUGCUGCGAGUGUGCGAGUGUGAGAUACUUAUACAAAUACUUUAAGACCAUUGUGACUUGAUUUGAAAAUGAGUAGUUCUGAAGAGGUCUCCUGGAUUUCCUGGUUCUGUGGGCUGCGAGGAAAUGAAUUUUUUUGUGAAGUUGAUGAAGACUACAUACAAGACAAAUUCAACUUGACUGGAUUGAAUGAGCAGGUGCCCCAUUACAGACAAGCCUUGGACAUGAUUUUAGACCUAGAACCAGAUGAUGAACUUGAAGACAACCCCAAUCAAAGUGAUCUCAUAGAGCAGGCUGCUGAGAUGUUGUAUGGUCUGAUACACGCCCGAUACAUCAUGACCAAUAGGGGCAUAGCACAGAUGAUUGAAAAAUGGCAACAAGGCGAUUUUGGAUAUUGUCCUCGAGUUUACUGUGAAAAUCAAGCAAUGUUACCUAUAGGACUUUCCGAUGUACCUGGAGAGGCAAUGGUUAAGCUCUACUGUCCAAAGUGUCAGGAUGUAUACACACCCAAGUCCUCCCGACAUCAUCAUACAGACGGAUCCUAUUUUGGCACAGGUUUCCCUCACAUGCUAUUCAUGGUUCACCCAGAGUACAGACCAAAACGGCCUGCCAACCAGUUUGUCCCAAGACUUUACGGAUUCAAGAUUCAUCCUUUGGCCUACAACCUACAGAACCAAGCAGCUGCCAACUUCAAGGUGCCAAUGCGAGGGCUUGGACAUAACAAUAGUAAACGCUGACUCAUGUAACCAAAGGAAACCUGCAUUAUAAUAAGGACAAUAUUUAUAAAGUAACCUCAUGCCUUCUUAUAGGGAAGGGGUUAUAUAGCUAACAAAUGUUGACUCGCAUAACAAUUUAGACUCUUGCUACAAUGAGUAAAUGACAAGUAUUUGUAGAUCCUUGUCCUGAGAUAGUGAUACUUAUGGAAAUGUUUUAAAGAUAAGUAAGAUAUUGUAUAAUCAUCUUUAUAUAAGAUUAUCAUGUUGUCCGCCGUGAACAGUUCCUGAUAUGAUAAGAAAACGAAACUUUUCUUUUUUUCAGAGUCUGUAAAAUACUAUUUUUUAUUUGGGCUAUAUUCUCAUUAUUUUGUGGGCUCUUUGUUUCUAAGAUAAAUGGUACUCGGGGGAAGUACACUGAUACUAAAAAUCCACGUCAUAUCUUCAUUUAAGCAUGUCACAUGCUUGAAGUCAUGGAUUAAGAAUACUCGAAAUAAUCAACCCGAAAGGAAAGUGAUCAUUGUACAGCACCGGGAAUGAUUUCUUAGACUGUAUCUGAUGACAGAUGUGAUGAUGGAUAAACAUUUAUUGAAAUUUGAAAAUUGACUCAAGGAGUGAGUAUUUCUCAAGGGCUUUCAGAUAACAGUCCAUAGACCUUCUCUAAAUGUGUUGGUGAUAUUUGUCUGAAAUAAUACAUCCUCUUUGUGAUUAUCAUGGCCAAGGCUAAAUGAUUGUUGUGGCUGAAAUAGUUAUCACAAAAAUAUGAAUUUAGAUGGAUUUCAUAUCUUCUGUAUAGCUUCUUUUUGUAAAUAUUGAUUUCCAUUGGAUUUUAUUGAAACCUAAAACAAUAUUUGUAAUCAUGGUGUGUAGUGAUGGAUGACAGCUAAUUUAAAUGUAUAAAUUUCCGUAUCUGUAUGUAUGGAGCGUCUCUUCUCAGUUUUGAAAACCAUAAUUUCGAAAGCUGAUGUAGCCUCAUUGUAGCAGAAAUACCAGGCAUUUGUAAACUGUAUUUCAGCUUGUGGUCAGUAUGUCGAACGAACACCAUGGCAACCAAGUAGCAUAUAGUAAGAUGUAUGAUAGUUAUCAUAUAGUUUGUGACAUUUAUUCUGAUGGAAAUGUUAUUACAGUAAUUGUGUUAUAUAUUGGAUUUCACAUCUUGAUUGUGUAAAUUACUGUAUCUUAAGAAGCUUUUGAUAUCUAUUUAGCUAAAGCAGCUGAAAAUAAACUGUUAUACAGUGUAACAAUAUGGCCAUCUCAAGUUUAUACCAACAAAAAUGAUAAAUUCAACACUACUGAAGAAACUUCAUAUUUUUCAUGGAAAUGAGAUAAAAACAAAAAAAGUAGAAACUUAAUUAAAAAAAAAAAAUUGAGAAACAUAAAUCAGUGGUGGGUAUUUCUCUGUCAUAUCAUCAGCAUUUCACUUUUUAUGGGAUCGAUAAUGAAGGAGUUUUCUUUGGGUAAAUUAAAUGAUAUCCUGAGAGUGCUUGCAGCAGGUCUAUUCUUAGGUACCAAAUUUCCCACUGCCAGUUGUAGAGUUAUCAUUCAUACAAGUACUGAUGUUUCCCAGGGAGGACAGAUUCGUUGUAAUAAUUUUUGUGUAGAUGUGCUAUAACAAGUGCUGGAUAUAAAAUCUAGUGUCUGUAGAAACAGGUAAUAAAAGUCUGUUUCAUUUUAUAAGAAAAAAA